AUGACCACAGAAAUCCAGCAUAGAUCGAGCGUCGUGGCUCUCAUCUCAUGGGCUAUCGCAACGCCAAAUAGAGCUGUUGCCAUUUUGGUUUCAUUGGUGGUCGGCUAUCUUGUCUUGAUCGCUUUGAGACAAUACCCACGCGUUCUCAUCCAGCGUCGAUCACUACCCCCAGGGCCAUUUCCAUGGCCCAUCGUUGGAAACCAUUUUCAAAUCAAGCUUCCUCGACCAUGGCUUUACCUGUCCGACCUUUCCAAGCAAUACAACAGCCCAAUGAUCACCAUUUGGUACGGCCACAAACCUAGCAUUGUAUGCAACGACAUUUGGACCAUCACGGAUCUUUGCGAUAAGCGGGCGAGCAUCUACUCGUCCCGCCCUCCCAUGGUUAUGCUCGGCGAAUCUCGGAACGCGUCUGAAAAUGAUCAAGCUGUUCUGCCAUACGGAGACCGUUGGAGAUAUCACCGCCGGCUCACACACCAGGCGGUGGGAACCCAGGCAGUACGCGCAUAUCGACCUUUCCAGGACGCUGAGAUCAAAAUACUACUCCGGGAUCUCCUCGCAGCACCUGAUCGAUAUGUCAAGGCAAUCGAACGGUACUCGGUCUCCAUUGUUUCCUGCAUCGGGUUCGGGCGUCGCGUUGCCAGAGUGGACGACAACAUCGCUCAGAUGGCGCUGAAGUUCAUGGAGGGCGUGGACUUUGUAAUUCCCGGGAUGUUCAUAAUGGAAUCCAUUCCCUGGCUCCUCAAAUUACCUCGAGCUCUCUACCCGGACGCCUCCAACCUGGUUGAGAACGCCAGAAGGAUCAGUAAUUUCUUCACCUCACUUACUCGGGAGGCGUCACAGUCAUCUACGAAUGGACCGCUGUUUUCAGAUCUGCUACUCAAAGAGAGCAAAACAGCUGAUCUAAGUGAUGCAGAGAUGUCUUUUCUUGCUGGCAACCUUAUCGGCGGUGGGGUCGAUACCACCGCUUCUACAACCCUGACCUUUAUUUUCGCCAUGUGCGCAUUUCCCGAGGUUCAGAAAAAGGCGCAUGCUUGCAUUGAACAGGCGGUGGGUGGACGGCUCCCUGACUGGGAGGAUGAGCCAUCAUUGGCUUACAUCCGGGCGUGCGUUGAGGAAACUCUUCGCUGGCGCACUGUUACAAUCCUGGGCGGAAUUCCUCACGCUCCGAUUCAGGAUGACGUGUAUCGAGGCUACCUUAUUCCGAGAGGUACAUGGAUCACCGGUAACAUGUGGGCUAUCCACCGCGAUCCCAAGUGCUUCCCGAACCCAGACGAGUACCGACCCGAACGGUUUAUCGACCGAGAUCAGGAACCGCCUUUCCCAGUUAAAAAGGGGCACAGCGCAUUUGGCUGGGGACGGAGACAGUGCAGUGGUCAGCCAUUAGCCGAGCAAGGUCUCUUCCUCACGUUUGCUCGCCUACUGUGGACAUUCGAGAUGAAACCAGCUCUUCUCCCAGAUGGGACGGAGGAACGGUUGGAUAUCUUUGCUUUUACUGAGUCGGAGAACAUGCGACCGGAGCCCUUCCGCGUCCGAUUCAUUCCUCGAAGUGAAAUGCAUAGGGACGUGGUGGUGAGGCAAGCCCAGGCGGCCCGGGAAUUUCUUAGCCAAUUUGACGGUGAAAGUCAAGUCCAAGUCCCGGAGUUUCAGACGUGA
Molecule: messenger RNA, 1653 nt
Organism: Fusarium keratoplasticum
Lineage: Eukaryota; Fungi; Ascomycota; Sordariomycetes; Hypocreales; Nectriaceae
Exons: 2
Coding region: 1-1653 (550 amino acids)
Molecular function (GO): oxidoreductase activity, acting on paired donors, with incorporation or reduction of molecular oxygen; heme binding; iron ion binding
Source: RefSeq, a predicted model, not a curated record